Messenger RNA from Ziziphus jujuba (common jujube), 2696 nucleotides. RefSeq lists its product as uncharacterized. The coding region runs from base 280 to 2517 and encodes 745 amino acids. The transcript is spliced from 13 exons. Lineage: Eukaryota; Viridiplantae; Streptophyta; Magnoliopsida; Rosales; Rhamnaceae. The record is from RefSeq and is a predicted model, not a curated record.
UAUAUAUAUAUAUAUGUUUUUAUUUUUCUCUCUUUAUUUUAUUUUGUUUUUCAUAAUUCUUCUCAUUUCUAUUGUGAAUACGACUAUUCUAUUUGGCAGCGUUUGGAUGGUCGGAAGUCUUUCUCUCUCUCGUCUUUCUAUUAAUAAACUCUAGUAGUUUUUCUUCUCCUCCUAAAUAAUUUUCAUAAAAUUCGAUAUAUAUAUAUAUAUAUUCAUCCUCCUCCUCCUCCUCCUCCUCCUCCGGCAAAACUCUUUUACCGAAUCUCUGGCCGUCCAAAAAUGGCCGAAGACUUUGCCAAGGCCGUGGACGACGGUCUCAAGCUAUCCAAGCGGAUAUACUUCGGGAAAGACAGAGCCGUGGCUCCGCCGAAGCCGCCACCGCCUAUGGAUAAGUCGACGGCGCACUUGUACCUUCCAACGGCGCCUAUGGUGUAUGCCGUGAUCAGUGACCCGGCGAUCGUGGACAAUCCCGAUAUCCCUAGCUACCAGCCCCACGUGCACGGCAGGUGCGAUCCACCUGCCCUCAUUCCCUUGCAAAUGAACGGGAUUGAACUGCAAGCUGAUUGCUAUUUGGACACGGCCUUUGUUCGGGUUUCUGGAUCCUGGAGGGUUCAUUGCGUUAUGGGCAGUAGGAGCUGUAGCUGCCGCGUGGCCAUUCCUUUGGGGGAGCAGGGUUCAAUUCUAGGUGUUGAGGUUGAAGUCUCUAGAAAAUCCUAUCAUACUCAACUGAUACACAUGGAAAACAAUGAUGUAGACAAAGCAGGCUCAGCACACGGAGGCUUUCUCAAACCCCAUAUAUUUACCUUGACAGUACCACAGGUGGACGGGGGUUCUCUUCUCGCUAUUAAAAUUAAUUGGUCUCAGAAAUUAAUACAUAGAGACAAUCAGUUCAUUUUAAAUAUACCAUUUACUUUUCCUGAGUAUGUCACACCUGCUGGUAAAAAAAUGACAAAAACGGAGAAGAUCCAAUUGAACGUGAAUGUUGGCACUGGAUCCGAAGUGUUAUGCAAGACAGUCAGUCAUCCUUUGAAGGAACUAAGGCGCCAGGUUGGAAAAUUGGGAUUCUUAUAUGAAUCAGAAGUUCUCUCUUGGUCAAGUACGGAUUUUAGUUUCUCAUAUAUUGUCCCUUCAAGUGAUACAUAUGGUGCUGUUUUCUUGCAAUCUCCAUCUGUGCAUGACUUUGAUCAACGAGAGAUGUUCUAUAUCUAUCUUUCUCCAGGAAAUCAGCAAAGUAGGAAGGUGUUCAGAAAGGAUAUAGUAUUUGUUGUUGAUAUAAGUGAAAGCAUGCGAGGGAAGCCACUUGAUGACACUAAGAAUGCACUGUCCAAAGCUCUCUCUAAGCUUGAUUCUGAAGAUUCAUUUAGCAUUAUAGCUUUUAAUGGAGAGACUUAUAUGUUCUCAAAAUCAAUGGAAUUAGCUACCAAGGAGACAGUUGAAAAUGCUAUUCAGUGGAUUAGCAUAAAUUUCAUUGCUGGUGGUGGAACAAAUAUUUUGCUUCCCCUGAAUCAGGCCAUUGAGAUACUAUCUAAUGCCCGGGGUUCAGUUCCUACCAUUUUCCUUGUUACUGAUGGGACCGUUGAAGAUGAGAGACACAUAUGUGAUGUAAUGAAAAAUCAUCUUACAGAUAGUAGAACAAAGAGUCCACGUAUAUUCACAUUUGGAAUAGGCACAUUCUGCAACCAUUAUUUCUUGCGGAUGCUUGCAAUGAUUGGUCGGGGCCAGUAUGAUGCAGCUUAUGAUGUAGAUUCAGUGGAAGUUCGGAUGCAAAAAUUAUUUGACAAAGCUUCUUCUUUGAUUCUUUCCAAUAUAACCUUUGACACAUUGGAUAAUCUGGAUGAAAUUGAGGUGUAUCCUUCCUGGGUUCCAGACCUUUCAUCUGAGGGUCCUUUAUCUGUGUUUGGGAGAUACCGAGGGAAAUUUCCUGAGGCUUUAAAAGCUAGAGGUGUCUUGGCAGAUUUGAAUAAUUUUGAAAUAGACUUGAAGAUACAUCAUGCAAAGGACAUACCUCUUGACAGAAUAUUUGCAAAAGAACAGAUUGAGCUGCUUACGGCUCAGGCAUGGUUGUCAGAAAAUAAACAGCUGGAGGAUAAGGUUGUGAAAAUUAGCGUUGAGACUGGUGUCCUCUGCGAGUAUAGCCGUAUGGGUGUUAUUCAGAAUGAGGAUAUAGAGGUAUCAAAGAAAAGUAAACCCGAGAAGACGAAAGAUGAUCUGGGAAAACCAAAAGUGACAUUGCUAGUAAGCCUGGGCGUCGGCUUUGGGAACUUGAAAGCGACAGCUGACAACAUUCCUCCAGGAUCCGAGGAGCUGAGGUUGCCUGAAGCUGCUGAAAUCUUCGUGAAGGCAGCUUCUAGUUGUUGCAACAGUAUGUGUGGUUACUGCUGUUGCAUGUGUUGCAUCAGGUGCUGUUCCCAGUUGAACGAUCGGUGUGCAAUAGCAUUAGCCCAGUUCUGCGGCGCUCUGGCAUGUUUGGGCUGCUUCAGUUGUGCAGAGUUGUGCUGUGGUGACGAUUCAUCAUAGAAACUGGGUCAUAAAAUCUUCCAACACUCUUGUAUCUACUUGCUAUAGUGUAAAAAAGAUGAUUACGGGUACAGAUAUAGGCUUAGUUAUACAUCAUUUUUUUCUUUUUUCGUGUGCGGAAAUGAUGCUGGUACAGUCUCCAUUAUCAAAGUUUUUAUACAUAUACAUUUCAACAAGAA